This is a messenger RNA of Xyrauchen texanus (razorback sucker), 3883 nucleotides long. RefSeq names its product syntaxin-16-like. The coding region runs from base 299 to 1261 and encodes 320 amino acids. Lineage: Eukaryota; Metazoa; Chordata; Actinopteri; Cypriniformes; Catostomidae. The transcript has 8 exons. Gene Ontology annotation, cellular component: membrane; endomembrane system; SNARE complex. Gene Ontology annotation, biological process: vesicle-mediated transport; intracellular protein transport; vesicle fusion. The record is from RefSeq and is a predicted model, not a curated record. Gene Ontology annotation, molecular function: SNAP receptor activity; SNARE binding.
UCCCACAGACAUGAUCCAUUUGUACUCCAAACUGAGCGGAAAACCCGGAUCGUCCUUGUGACGUUGUAGUAUUAUACAUGAUACAAACUCAGAGACUACUAAAGUCUGAAAUAGAGCCACAGCGCUCGAAACCGGAGGUGCUGAGCGCUGGUGCGCGAGCCUGCCUGCCGUUUCGUAGGUUAGCUCGCUGGUUCAGUAACCAGCUGCUUUGACCACGGGCUCAGUGACUAAUCUGAAGACAGCCAUCGAGGCAGCUCUCCUAUAUUUCAUUUUUACCAUCCUCUCGUAUUGAGUAAGCAUGGCAACUCGGCGACUGACCGAUGCCUUCUUAUUAAUGCGGAACAAUGCAAUCCAAAACCGGCAGAUAUUGGCUGAGCAAGUGAGUACAUACGACCCCCGUCGUACUCUGAAUACACGUAGCAAUGCUGCGCUGGUUGAUGAUCGUAUGGCUCUGGUGUCUGGCAUUAGUUUGGAUCCAGAGGCUGCUAUUGGUGUCUCAAAGAGGCUCCCACCCAAAUGGGUGGAGGGAGUGGAUGAGAUUCAGUAUGAAAUCACACGUAUCCGUCAGAAGAUGAAGGAUUUAGCCAAUCUACACGACAAACACAUGAACCGCCCCACACUGGAUGACAGCAGUGAGGAGGAACAUGCUAUAGAGAUCACUACACAGGAAAUUACACAGAUGUUUCACAGGUGUCAACGGGCCACAACAGGGUUACAGACACAGAGUUAUCACUGUAUAGAGCAAGAAAAGAGACUAUUGACAAAUGUGGUCUCCUCAUUGGCCCAGAGCCUGCAAGAACUGUCAAUCAACUUCAGACACACACAGUCAAGCUACCUGAAACGCAUGAAAAACCGUGAAGAAAGAUCUAAGCACUUUUUUGACUCUGGUCCUCUCAUGGAGGAAGAUGAAGAUAUUGCAGUAUAUGACAGAGGAUUUACGGAUGGCCAGCUUGUUCUAGUUCAGCAGAACACAGUGAUGGUUGAAGAGCGGGAGAGAGAAGUUCGACAAAUUGUUCAAUCCAUUUCUGACCUUAAUGAGAUAUUUAGAGAUCUUGCUGGCAUGGUUGUUGAACAGGGCACAGUCCUGGACAGAAUUGACUUCAAUGUGGAGCAAGCAUGUGUCAAAACAGAGGAGGGGCUUCAGCAGUUGCAAAAGGCUGAACAGUACCAGAAGAAAAACCGCAAGAUGCUGGUCAUAUUAAUUCUCUUCGUCAUAGUUGUUAUUCUAAUACUUGUUCUGUUUGGGACAAAGUUUAGUUGAAUCAUUCCAUGACCUAUACAAGGAGGGAUCUACCUGUAUGUAUGUAUGUAUGUAUGUAUGAGAGAAAACAAAUGUAUUUCUAUGUGUGUUGGAAUGAGUGUGCACAUGAUGACUUUUGGACCAUUGUUUGAGGGCUGGAUAUUUGUCGAAUGGAAGCUGCUGUUGUUUUUGAAUACUACACAACCAAAUUAAACUGAAGAGGAAUGCCUUCUGGAGGCCACAAAAUCUCAUGUGUUAAAACUGUUUGUAGGAGUAUAAGGACGGGCAAGGAGGAGGCGGGAACCGGCUGAACAGUAAACAUAAACUUUAAGGGUAAUCUUAAAACCACUUAAAUAAACGUGCGGCACGGGCGUGUGCGUCUCUCUCUCGAACCGGUGUCUCUGGCUGCCCUUUAUCUCGCUCUCCCUCUGAUCAGCUGUUUCAGCGCCAUCUGUGCUCUAUCAUGGCCCGGCCACGCCCUCCUCCUCCUCCUCCUCACACUGUUUAAAAGGCAGUGCAGGAAAUUGCCUUUAGUUAGAGGAAGUGGUCACUGCUCCGGUUGCUUUUAGUUAUCUUCCAAGGGACAUUUUCUUAAUUUGUCCUGCACAAGCACAGCAUUUUGACAGGAGCAUGAUUGCAAGAUGUCAGCCUGUUAAUCUCAAACUCCCUUGUAAAUGGAAAGAAUAUGUGACAAGAUUGAGGUAUCCUUAGAAGGCUGAAAUUGUGUCUGUAUCUCUCCUUUAGAUGAUCAAAUCAACUUGGGUGAAUCUCACAAAACCAGUCAAGAAAAAUAUCUGGGUCGUAUUUCACCCAUAAAAUUAAAAGAAAGAAAUAAGAAAUUAUAUUAGAAAAAAAAAACUGAAGAAAUUUUAAAUAUUAAAGAUUGUAAGACUAUUAAGUUCGUAUGCAUUGCAAUGUAAACAAAUAAGUUUAAUGGUUCCACCAUUUCUCAUUACCAUAAUGCAAAAAGUCUCAUUCAUAUUAGUAUAAUGCACAAAAAAAAAACUCAUUAUGUGAAAUAAAAUUAAACCAAAUUCUACAAAUAAUUAAAAAUGUAUUAAAAAUAAAAAUAUGCAUUUUAAUGAUAUAUUUAGAUUUUUUUUAUUUAAACAAAGUAGUCAUGCAUCAUGGCAAUAUUUGAUGUAAUGCCUUUUAAUUACGUUGAUUAAAUAAAAAAUAUUGUAGUACAGUAAUAUUUACUGUAUUGUAGUGAAAAUUAAAAAUCAACAUUAAAAAUGAUUUGAAUUACCAAAAAGCUUGUAAAACACCCAGACACAUCACGGUUAUGAGAAUGUCACAAUGUAAAAUUGUCCUAAAAAUAAGAUUUAUUUUCUUCUUGCAGUUUUAAAUACAUUUUAUUCUCUUUAUUUUGGAGUGAAAUGUGACAUGUUUUUGAGAGAUUCACCAACUUUCUUCCUCUGCCUGGCCUGUAGUAGCUCACUAGAGUUAAAUAAGAGGUUAUGAGCAACCUUUGAACCGAACCUUGCUUUUAGGCUAAGUUUUGCUUGUGUGCCCAAGAUGAAAUCCAAGUAUUUUCCCCCACCUCAAACUCUUCGAAUUUUCACUUUGUGUUUAUGUGUGUGCAAACUCCUCGCCCUUGUUUUGUAAGAGAUGCAUUGACACUCCAUUAAACCAUGUAGGAAGUUAAGAUCAAAGAAUGAGAAACACUUUUCAUGGUCGUUCUGCUAUUUCAAAUCCUUUUAAAUCUGUUUAAUUUUAUUUUUAUGGUAAAAAGUAUAUGGUUGGAUUUACAUGUAUUGAAUGAAUUAAAUGUUAUAUUGUCCUUUAACAGGCAUCCAAAACUGACUGUUAUUUCCUCUGCUGAUGUGAGUGGAGGCUUGUAUGCACCAUUAUGUGUUUGUCUACAUUGUAAUAGCAGUGUUGUCAUAAUAUCAGUAUCACUUCAGUGAUGACUUUGAUACAAGGAGUGAUUUAGCAAGACUUAUUUUGCUCCACUCCGUUUCUUGCCUUAAGGAGUGGACGCUUGUGUGCUAAACUUGGAUGAUGAUGUAAAAUUUCUGUUUUUAAAAGUUAGCUUGUCCACUUUAAAUGACUGCUGUUGUCACUACAAUAUCUGUCAGUCUGACCUUUGAUCUUAAACUGAACUUUGAGUCCGGAGCUCAGUUAUGUCUCCUGAAUUACAGUGCAACUACUGUUUCUUGGACAAGAUGAAAUUAUUUAUUUUAGAUGCAAAUAUGUGUACAAAGUAUAUAGAGUUCUAUUGAUGUCCUUUGGUAGCAUUGUCCAACGUUAAUUGUCCAUUGACAAUUUAUUUUUUUUUUUCUCGUUUUUCUGUCCUUUCAAAAAUAUAUUCCCUUUUGGCUUUUAUUGGUGAAAGCUAAUUGCACCAUUACUGUAUGAUGAAGAAAAAUAUGAAGUCGACUGUUCUUUUAUAAAUACAGAGGAAAUAAAUUGAGAUUUUAGAAGGGGAGACAUGAUGGUAAAUGGAAAGUAAAAAUAGCAGCACAUCCAAGGCUUAAACCCAUUUCAUAUGGUUAUCUUCAUAUGUUUUUGUCUGUUUUUUUCCGUGAUACCAGGUGUGAAUUGCAUAAUGUUCUUGCAUUAUGGUACUACUGUAUGCCAUCUGAACCUUGAACUUCUGUAAAGGUUAAACAGAUUUUUAAUCAAAUAAAAACCAAUUUA